CCAUUGCCCGCAUUAGCCAAUGAAAGAAAAUACACGGAAAAACAAGCGAAUCAGAAAAAGCCCUUCCCAAUGAUGCCGAAGGGAAACUGGUUAUUCAUGAACUCGCCCACCUUGGCUUGUGACCGCCCACAGGAAGACAGUAUUGAUUUUGUGGCUAGGAGGUAGCAGAGCUACAGAGCUAAUCUCUGCAGAGAAGCUAAGCGAACAGCUACUUGCUAACAUGGCGGCGGAACACAUUUGUGCUUGUUUUAUCUGUGGCAAUAAGACAUCAACAUUGCAUUUCUUGCCCAAGAAAGAAGAGUCAAGGACUAAAUGGUUAGAAUUUAUCUUCGGAACACCACCAGCGAAGUAUAGCCCUAAUUUAGUUCUGUGUUCAAAUCAUUUUGACCACAGUGACUUUUACAACUUCGGUGCCUACAGUAGUGGUUUUGCAUCGAAGUUGUUAUUAAAACCUGGAUCUGUACCAUCACAACGAUCGAGCACAAGCACACAGGGGAGCACAUCACAGACAUUGGGGACAACCCCCAUUCAUACCAGCACCCAAACAGACCCACCUAGCUGUGCAUGUCGGGCUACACAGCUUUCUAUGGGUACAUUAGGUCAUCACGUUAGAAGCAAAGGUACCCAAACAGAAUCCUUUAUGAGAACUGCGAGUAUUGCCACAAGUACCUCUGAUGCAACAUGGGGCCCUGCUACCUCUACGCCCAUCAAGGCUGUCCACCCAAGGCCAGCAAAAAGACCUCGGGUUGAUGAAGAGGAGGAAAGUGACAUCUCCACAAUUUUACCUGAACCCCAGGACUCCACGUAUGAUCCAGCACAGUCAAUCAGCAAUGUAACAGAAGCAUCACAGCCCACUGAUACGUCUUUAACUGGAUACAAAGACUCCAAGUACAUAGUAUUUGAGAAGAACCUUAUGGAACUUUUUGAAACGUGUCCAGACUGUCGCCGGUUGUCGGAUGUGAGGACCUACAGACGGGGAACAUUUUUGGCCAUCGACCAAAAAUGCCAUCACUGCCAGUUUUCCAGGCAAUGGAAGAGCCAGCCAGCGAUUGGAAGCUCCCCUGUAGGCAACAUAAUACUGUCUGCUGCCAUAUAUUUCACCGGCUCCUCAUAUUUCCAAGUGCAAAAGAUAUUUCAAGCCAUGCAUCUGCAAAACAUCAGCUACUCAGCAUUCCGUAGGCAUGCAAGCAGUUAUCUGGAAACAGCUGUGAUCCACCAAUGGCACCAGUACCAAGAAGCAGAAUGAGAGUUCUUGAGUCAGAGGAAAGUCAAGAUUGGAGGGGACAUGCGAGCAGAUUCACCGGGUCACUCUGCCAAAUAUGGAAGUUACAGUUUGAUGAAUCUGGAGACCAACAGCAUUAUUGACAUUCAACUAGUCCAGAGCAAUGAGGUUGGCGGGAGCCACAACAUGGAGAAAGAGGGACUCAAAAGAAGCCUACAGCUUUUGGAGUCCAAGGGUGUAGCUGUCUGUUGUACUCAAUGUUUUGUGACAACAUAACUUUUGAAUACUUAUUUACUUUGUGCUUCAUGUCUCUAGGUUCCAAAGCCCUCUACAAAGUGGAGAAGAUCCUAACAAAUAAGAGGGUCCUCAGUGAUGUUGAGAGGCUAAGCUCACGGUACCAGACCUCAACACUGGAGGCAUUCCACAGUGUAAUCUUGCGCUUCACACCCAAAAGUGUGGUCAUUCCUUUCAUUGGGAUGUUGUGCAGACUAUAUCUGGCAGCAAAGCACUUCAAUGAAAACGCUGGCCGCACUCAGGCAAGAACAACUUCAGGGAAACUGAGGUACAGCUUACAUUUCCCAAAAGCCAAAAAGGGAGGGCACACUGUGAAGCCAGUAAAAUCACCACCAACACACUGCUACGUCCACAACCUGAUUGCUGGGGUGUUUGAAGAGAUAGUCCCCAACCCCCCUGCCUUACAUGGAGGAGCUCCAAAAAAAUCCCUGUUCCUGAUGCCCUGUCCUCAGCAUUCUACCAUCCUCCACUGACAGAAGCUGUGG
Molecule: messenger RNA, 2001 nt
Organism: Alosa sapidissima (American shad)
Lineage: Eukaryota; Metazoa; Chordata; Actinopteri; Clupeiformes; Clupeidae
Exons: 9
Coding region: 221-1246 (341 amino acids)
Source: RefSeq, a predicted model, not a curated record